AUGGCAGAUCUGGCUAAACAGAAUGUGGAAGAACCUAUUACGGAAAGUCUGCUUCUGACCUCAUCACAAGGAUCAGAAGACCUAGAGCUUCUGGUGAACAAGAAUAAUGUGCGUGAAAACCUGAAUCGGUCGCUGACACCCCGUCACAUCAAUAUGAUUUCCAUCGGUGGUGUCAUCGGAACAGGUUUGUAUCUGGGUACCGGGAAAAUGCUGGCCAACGGCGGCCCUGCAUCGCUACUGAUCAACUACUCGGUCAUGGGACUGGUGGUGUAUUUGACGAUGUUGGCACUGGGCGAAAUGUCCACUUUUAUGCCGGUUUCCGGUUCGUUCUGCACUUUUGCCAAAAAAUUUGGGUCCACGUCAUUCGCCUUCACACUCAUGGUCAACUAUUGGUUCAACGACGCCGUUUCUGUGGGUACCGACCUGACCGCACUACAGUUGGUUUUGGACUACUGGAAGAGCUCUCACUCGCAUUUCCCAUAUUGGGCCGCAUCACUUAUUUGCUGGGCGUUUCUGCUCUUGCUCAACGUUGUGCAUGUCCGUGUGUAUGGCGAAGCCGAAUACUGGCUCGCACUGUUAAAAGUGAUUGCGAUCUUGAUGUUCUUCAUCAUUUCGAUUGUCGUCAACGCAGGUCGUAACCCAGAGAGCUCUUACAUCGGGUUCAAAAACUGGACCGUGGGCGCGGCUCCGUUCGUGAACGGCUUCAAAGGUUUCGCCUCGCUCUUCGUUUCUUCGAGUUACGCAUACGGUGGUACCGAAAGUAUAACGCUCACGGCGGGAGAAACUAAGAACCCUAUCAGAAACACUCCAAGAACCAUCAAGACCGUUUUCUGGCGUAUCAUUAUAUUCUACGUGUUCACGGCUUUUUUCAUCGGCAUGAACGUUCCUUACAACUACCCGAACUUGAGCGAAAAAUCCAUCAUCACCUCGCCCUUCACUAUUGUCUUCCAAAUGGUAGGCUCUCGCGCUGCUGGAUCUUUCAUGAACGCAGUCAUUUUGACCAGUGUCGUCAGUGCCGGCAACCACGCACUUUUUGCCGGUAGCAGAGUUCUAUACAACAUAGGAUUAGAAGGCUACUUAUUCCCCAAGCUCAUUACAAAAACUAAUCGUUACCAGAUGCCAUACGUCUCCGUUAUUAUCACCUGGUUUAUCGGUGGAUUGUGCUUUGCCUCCAGUUUUGUCGGCGCGGGAACGCUGUGGACCUGGCUUCAAAACAUCAUCGGUGUCUCCAAUCAAAUCGCCUGGUUGUGCAUAAGCAUUGUCUCCAUCAGAUUCAGACGUGGAUUGGAGAAGCAGGGCAAAACCCACGAACUAAAUUUUGUUAACUGGACUUAUCCUGUUGGUCCAUAUUUCCUAGUGGUAUUUGUCACUUUCAUCAUCUUAAUUCAAGGUUGGUCCGCGUUCGCCCCAUGGAACACCUCUGAUUUCUUCUCUUACUACCUCGAGCUCUUCGUCUUUUUCGGUCUAUGGGCGGGAUGGUGGCUCUAUAAGCGUGAUUCGUUUGUGAGAAGCGAAGACAUGGACUUUGUUACCGACAAAUACGUCCCAUCUGAAGAAGAAAACUUCCUCAAUGAACAAUUAAAGAGUCAAAGGGGCUGGAAAAAGAUCAGAACUUUCGUCACCGAUUUUGUCUUUUAG
Molecule: messenger RNA, 1638 nt
Organism: Lachancea lanzarotensis
Lineage: Eukaryota; Fungi; Ascomycota; Saccharomycetes; Saccharomycetales; Saccharomycetaceae
Product: LALA0S02e01200g1_1
Exons: 1
Coding region: 1-1638 (545 amino acids)
Biological process (GO): amino acid transmembrane transport
Cellular component (GO): membrane
Molecular function (GO): amino acid transmembrane transporter activity
Source: RefSeq, a predicted model, not a curated record